Molecule: messenger RNA, 1020 nt
Organism: Aspergillus oryzae RIB40
Lineage: Eukaryota; Fungi; Ascomycota; Eurotiomycetes; Eurotiales; Aspergillaceae
Exons: 2
Coding region: 1-1020 (339 amino acids)
Biological process (GO): carbohydrate metabolic process
Cellular component (GO): extracellular region
Molecular function (GO): chitinase activity
Source: RefSeq, a predicted model, not a curated record
AUGCCUGACCAUGGUAUCGCCUACCCCAGGUUACCUUCGGAAUUCAAUGAAGUGACGAACCCGAUUCCUAACCUGCGACCGCAUCAAGCUCGGAAAAUAGUGAUUUACUAUCAGACUAUGACGGUUUCACUAAAAGAUCUGGCUGUCGCGUAUCUCAUUGAGAGUUGGCUCCAGAUGGAAACCCUCACGCACCUCAUCGUUGGCUGUUUCCAUCUAGGUCGCAACGGAUACUUGCAUCUCAAUAACCACACCCCAGACCACGAAAGCUUCACAGAAUUGUGGCAGGAUAAACAGACUCUACAACAGAGAGGACUUAAGGUAUUGGCAAUGCUCGGAGGAGCCUGUCCCGGAAGCUUCAUCGUGCUGGACGAAGACGAGAGUUUCCAGGAGUGUUACAAGACCCUGUACGACAUGCUUGUCAAGUACAAGUUCGACGGGAUCGACCUCGACAUCGAGGAACCAAUCUCCCAGAAUGGUAUUAACCGUCUCGUUGAUCGCCUUCGGGCGGACUUCGGGCCUAACUUUAUCAUCACCCUCGCUCCUGUUGCUACGGCUUUGCAGGGUAAGGCCCAUCUAUCUGGCUUCGACUAUCUGCGUUUCGAGGGUGAAAGAGGCGAUAAGAUUAAUUUCUACAACACGCAAUUUUACAACGGCUGGGGGAGCCUCGAAACAACCAAGGACUAUGACGCGAUCAUGGCGAUGGGAUUCCCUCCGUCUCGUGUCCUUCCAACUCUAUUGACUCACCGGAACAAUGGAACCGCAGGCUUCAUAGAGUUCGACAAGCUUCGCCCGGUGCUUAUUGAGUUACGACUCCGGUAUCCCUAUCUUGGAGGAGUGGCGGGUUGGGAAUACUUCAACUCCGAUCCAGGUGGACAAGAGAUGCCUUAUCAAUGGUUAGCAAUUGUGUCCUUCAUUGAGACAUCGGUUUACUUACUGGGUCCUGACCACCGACGACUACUAAGUUUCGCUCGAACGCAGCAGAGUAGAGGUCACCCCAGAGAUAGCCUCCUCGGACAGUGA